Messenger RNA from Symbiodinium sp. CCMP2456, 1368 nucleotides. NCBI's taxonomy places the organism in Eukaryota, Dinophyceae, Suessiales, Symbiodiniaceae. The record is from the annotation of a GenBank genome assembly.
AUGGACGCCAUCGAACGCCCCCUCUACCUGACCCAGGAGGCAGCGGAGCUGCACCAAACAACUGCCUGGGGGGCACACAACGAAGAAGAGAACGACCUGGACGCCGCGGAGGCCUACAGACCGCUGCGAAAAAGACCGCGGCACCCAGCGGACGUACUGGCUCACAGCGGAGAACCAGACUCGCAACCGGACCUACCAGAACCAAGACCAGAGCUACCGCUACGAGCACUCAAGAAGUUGCGCACGCUGGUACCCUUCCUCUGUGGGGAGGCACAAGACCUGGCAGCAGCGGCAGUCUCAGACCUGCUGGAGUGGAGCACCCAGUUCUGGGGAAACGUGGUGGAGCUGGUGGACGACGAGAACCCGGCCUUCCUGCAGGGCACCAACGCGCUACAAGCUGAACUACCAGUACCACCCGCGCUACCUCAACAACAAGAACGACAAGAACGCCACCAGGAAGUACCCCAAGGGCAACCAGCACCUGUACGAGCGGGGCAAGCAGGGGAGACGACAGCAGGGACGACGACAGAGGCGGGGGCACAAGAAGAACCCGCUGAACAAGAGGAGGUACCUGCUGCACCAGAGGAGGCCGAAGAGCGCUUUCGCGACAACAUGUUCGCGAUUGCAGAUGCUGCACUUGGCCCGAAAGACCAGUUUGCGAACCACCUGACCACCGACGAAGUUUGCAUCCGUGUCGAUGGAGAGAGGCACAACAAAGAGGACAGGAUUGACAUGAUGAACGAGAGGCUGAAAGCAAACAACUUGACACCAGCACACCAAAGCCACAAGCAGUACCCCGAGCUCAAAAGUCAGUCCGAUAAACUCAAAACCCAUCCAGAGCAACAGACUCAUCCCGGAGCUGACCGAGACAGUCACCAUGCGCCGGCGAGUCCUGAAGAGUACAUCAUUUGGAGAUUGACACCCCUGCGUGACUUCUAUGGUCGUCGCAUCCCACAGGUCCGGCGCACCCGCCUGCUCAUGCAGAUAUUCUUCAUGGCCGCAACCAGUGCUACGGCAGUGCUUGCAGCAGCAGAUCAGACAGCCUGGACACCCAUCGUCGUGGCAAUCUCCGCAGCUCUCGCGUCUUGGCAAGAAUUCCGCGGUGUGGACAUGAAGCUGGAGCGCUACGGCGCUGUGGUCGCUACUCUCCGAAAUCUGAUGCUUUGGUGGCAGACGUUGCCAGAAGCCGACAAGGCCAAUGUCCGUCAUAUCGAGAGGCUGGUGGGCAGAUGUGAGAUGGCUGCUUCUUCGGAGCUUGCAGCCUGGUUGAGCGACGCACAGCAGGCCAGGGAUCUGAUGGACAAGGCGACGAGCUCCAAGGAUCGCCAAAAGGCUUCCGCGGCCAAGGAAGCGCAAGCGCAGAAAUAG